UUGCUCAAGAAGCGCCAUAGCCUAGCGCAUCUCGAUAUCAUUGAUUCGAGUUAAGGUUUGCCUGGAGUGAGCGCGCUUGAUUCAACCUCCGGUCGUUGUACGUGGCAUUUGAUAAGAUGGACGCUGGCGGGUCUUCCUCCAAAGCGACGCAAGUGAGUCGCUCCGUGUCGCUCCUGACUCCGGAACAGUUGGUCCGGAAGAGGGCUCAGGAUCGUGAAAGUCAAAGACAAACAAGGCAAGCACUCUUCGAGAUGCUCACAUGAGGGCGGGACUGUGGGGGGUUUUCGAGUUAACUUGGCACAGAUUGCGAGUGAAGCAGACAAUUGCACAACUUGAAAGCAGAGUCGAGGAUUUGACCCAGCAGCUGAUCGCUACUAAAUUAGAGAACGACUCACUAAAGGCGGAAAAUCAGUUGGCGCCCCCUGGAUCCAUACCGCAACGAAUGGUACCGGGCUCAAUUCCCUUGGAUGACCCAUUCGAAAACUAUCCUGGACUAGAUGCUGUUCAACGAAGAAAUCUUCAUGCAAGUCAAUAUAUGCUUACCAAUUCGCAAUUUGCACAGUCUUCAAUGAUGUCAAUACCAAUCGGCACAGAAGUACAGGAGGCUCCCGGGCUGCUUGACCCCGGUUUACCGCCUCAGUAUUCGUAUGACGACUUUGUACGAUCUAUUUCUAUUCCAGUCUGGGAAGCACGGUCUCUUCACUACCCUCCAACAUGCAAAGUUGAUAAGGUUCUCCUCGGUCUUGUAGAGUCCCGGAGGCCACUCAACCCAAUGGGGGGCAAUGAAUAUGAAUUCACCAACGAAAAGUUCCCCGCUGUUGCUGCUCUCUUGAACCCGCAGCACCAUGCAUUGACAUUUCCAUUGACAACUUCAAUUGUUUCUGGUCUCAUCUAUCAUUUGACUAUUGAGAAUCUUCCGGAACAGAUUGCGAUGAUGUACCUGUUUUGUAUAUUGUGCAGAUGGUUAAUUACUGGUUCUAAAGAAGAUUAUUAUGCAAUGCCAGUAUGGUUGAGACCGGGCGCUGCUCAAAUUGUGACAGCCCAUCCCAUGUGGGUUGAUCUGAUGGCCUGGCCUGGAGCUCGAGAGAGACUUUGUCGAGACAUGAAGUUUCAUGAUAAAUUCGAAGAAUUCAGUAAAAUAGCUAAUGAAACAUGGUCAAUCAAUUGGCCGUACAAUCCAGGCGACUGCUUCAUCACUUUGUCCUCGAAAGAGUACAUUGUGAACCCAGCAUUCAUUACACACAUUCGAGACCUAUCAAACUGGACUUAUGGCCCAAGUUUUUUUGAAGUGUAUCCGGAAUUCAAGAAUGAUAUCAACAUGGGAAGACCGAGAGUUCAGGUGUAAAAGAUAUCGGAUUCCUCCAGAAAGACAAGUGGCAGUUUUAACAACAGCUUCCGGAUGCUUGGGGCUGGCAAACCAUUUCCAUUAACCUGGUCGCAAAGCCGAAUCGCGAUAGUUAUCGCCCCUUCUGUGUGGAACCUCCGAGAUAGGUCAUCCGACAUCCCGACGGCCGUCGUCAAAUACCCGCGUCGAGCGGAUUGACUCGUUAGCUCAUGGGUUGCCCGGUUCCGUUUCCUGAUCUAGCCACCUGCAGCAUUCAGCACUCAGCCACCAAGACUCUUGACACAU
Hyaloscypha bicolor E is the source of this 1630-nucleotide messenger RNA. RefSeq lists its product as uncharacterized. The transcript is spliced from 8 exons. The record is from RefSeq and is a predicted model, not a curated record. Bases 260 to 1345 code for a protein of 361 amino acids. Lineage: Eukaryota; Fungi; Ascomycota; Leotiomycetes; Helotiales; Hyaloscyphaceae.